Molecule: messenger RNA, 267 nt
Organism: Penicillium diatomitis
Lineage: Eukaryota; Fungi; Ascomycota; Eurotiomycetes; Eurotiales; Aspergillaceae
Gene: rps21
Product: 40S ribosomal protein eS21
Exons: 2
Coding region: 1-267 (88 amino acids)
Biological process (GO): endonucleolytic cleavage in ITS1 to separate SSU-rRNA from 5.8S rRNA and LSU-rRNA from tricistronic rRNA transcript (SSU-rRNA, 5.8S rRNA, LSU-rRNA); translation; endonucleolytic cleavage to generate mature 3'-end of SSU-rRNA from (SSU-rRNA, 5.8S rRNA, LSU-rRNA)
Cellular component (GO): ribosome; cytosolic small ribosomal subunit
Molecular function (GO): structural constituent of ribosome
Source: RefSeq, a predicted model, not a curated record
AUGGAGAACGAGAAGGGAGAGAUCGUCGAUCUCUACGUGCCCCGCAAGUGCAGCGCCACUAGCCGCAUCAUCAAGGCCAAUGACCACGCCUCCGUUCAGAUCUCCGUCGGAAAGGUUGACGAGAACGGCCGCUACACCGGCGAGAACCAGACCUACGCUCUGUGCGGCUUCAUCCGUUCCCGCGGUGAGAGCGACGACUCCUUCAACCGCCUCGCUCAGCGUGACGGUUACCUCAAGAACGUGUGGACCGCCUCCCGCCAGCGCUAA